Messenger RNA from Puntigrus tetrazona (Sumatra barb), 2198 nucleotides. RefSeq names its product perforin-1-like. The record is from RefSeq and is a predicted model, not a curated record. NCBI's taxonomy places the organism in Eukaryota, Metazoa, Chordata, Actinopteri, Cypriniformes, Cyprinidae. Gene Ontology annotation, biological process: leukocyte mediated cytotoxicity; immune response. Gene Ontology annotation, molecular function: calcium ion binding; pore-forming activity. Gene Ontology annotation, cellular component: membrane attack complex.
UAAGAACUGCUGCUUAACUUUUACACAUACUGUAUAUCCUACAUCUUUGUAGAUUGCAUUAUUGCUGUUAGUUCGUAAUUGUUCCCCCUUCAAAGGACAUGACAUGUGCGUGUGUUAACACUACCAUCCAUUUGUUGAUGUAAUUGACACAUCUAUGAACACAUGACAUGGCACAUCAUGUUCCCACACAACGAUGAUUAAUAAAUCAUCGGAGGAAUUGUCAAAGCCACAUCAUAGCAUACAUAUAUAUAUAUAUAUAACAAACCUGACAACCACAGUCACACAGCCAUCAUACAAGGACAUAGUCUCCCAACAGAUCAUGGGGCAGUUGAAGGUUUACCUUGUUUUCUGGACAUUGCUUCUCAUGACCAUUUCUGCAGAGGAUGAUAUAAGUCUAUCAAAAGAGUGUGAGGAUGCUCCCUUCGUUCCAGGAUAUAAUCUCGCUGGAGAGGGAUUUGAUGUUGUGACCAUGGAGCGUAAAGGUUCUUACGUGAUCAACACGGAAAAAUGGGAUGUAGGAAAUGGCACUUGUAAAUUGCACAACAAGUACAUGGGUGAAAUAAAACAGAAGCUACCAGCAGCAGUUGUGUUCUGGAGGACCUUGCCAAAGUGUUCAAUGAAAGUCUCCAGUCAGAUCUUUGAGUCAAGUGAAGCUCUGGUCAAUGAUUCAUCAUCAGCACUGGAUGCCAGCUGGAAAGUUGGUUUAGAUGUUAAGGCCGUUGGAGCUGCUGUUGGAAGCACUCAUUCCAGGGAAGCAAAAUUUGCUAUGACUAAAUCUAAAGAAGACAAAUACAGUUUCACCAAACAUGAAGUUGGGUGCGAUUUUUACAGAUAUCGUGUAGCUGAAAAACCUCCUCUUCAUGCAGAAUUUCUUGAAGCUAUCAAAUCACUUCCUGCAUCCUACGACCCAGACGCCUACCGCAACCUGAUCAGCACAUAUGGCACUCACUAUACCACAGGUGUCAACUUAGGAGGGAAAAUGAAAGCCAUAACAGCCAUCAAAAGCUGUCAGGCAGCAGUGAGUGGACUUACAGACACUGCAGUGAAGGACUGUUUGGAUGUAGAAGCCUCUGGUUCAUACAGUGCAGCAACUGUGAGGGCAAAGUCACAUUUUUGUCAAAACCAAAAAAGGAAGAUGCAUACAAAUGAAAAGUUUAGCUCCAUGUUCAAUGAACGUCAGACAGAGAUUACUGGAGGAGACAAAAAUGGGGAAAAUCUGUUUUUUUCUGAUUCAUCACAUGCAGAUUCCCUUAAAAAAUGGGUCGAAUCUUUGAAGAGUCUCCCUGACAUUGUGCAUUACUCUCUGAAACCUCUUCACUUCUUACUGAGUGAAAAACACCCUGCAAGAAAAGGACUGAAGAAAGCUGUUGAAGAAUACAUCGUUCAAAAUGCCCUUAUGAAGGUUUGCUCUGAGCCUUGCAAGAUUGGCAGGAAGUGCAGUGCAAGAGACAGAUGUACUUGUGUUUGUCAAAGUAGUCCAAUUAUAAAGUCUAACUGCUGUCCACCUGAAAAAGGACUUGCCACCCUGAAAGUCUACAAUCUCAGAGCCAAAGGUCUGCACGGAGAUACAUUUACACAAACAGAUGGCACAGUUACUGUUACAUAUGACAAACAAUACAAGCGCACUGAGACCAUUGAUAAUAAAGACAAUCCACGCUGGCCAGAAACAUUUGACUUUGGUCCUAUUAAAAUCAGAAUGGCUAAUAAACUCAGUUUUGAAGUAUAUGAUGCAGACAGCGCCUGGAACAGUGAUCUUCUUGGUGAAUGCUCUUUUGAUCUUAAAAGUGGAGUUGUGACUGAUGCUUGUGUUUUUAAAUAUGGCACCUUUUUUUUUACCUACGAAGUGAAAUGUGCUCCCAGUCUGCAGGGCCCUCGGUGUGAUCAACACAAAUCUUCUCCGAUGGCUGCCAGUCUGGCUGAUAUUUUCAGCUCAAGAAAUGGUGUUCUGGUUAAAGAUCUGCCGAGGCUUGAAUUAGCUCUCAAUAACUCAGAUAAGUUUAGCUCCAAUACUUAUGCAAAGCUGAUGAUGCUGUAAUCUGCAUCUCAAAUCCAUCAUUUAUGCAUGAAAAAUAGCCCCAAUAUAGCUUAGAACCAUUUUUGUGUGCUAGUAUCAAAAGUGUAUUUAACGUUUGCCUGUUUCCUUUCCCAUUGCUUUCUGUUUUAUUUUGUGUUUUUGCAUUAAUAAAGCAUUCAAACAA